Messenger RNA from Schizosaccharomyces cryophilus OY26, 715 nucleotides. RefSeq names its product meiotic cohesin complex associated protein Moa1. Lineage: Eukaryota; Fungi; Ascomycota; Schizosaccharomycetes; Schizosaccharomycetales; Schizosaccharomycetaceae. The record is from RefSeq and is a predicted model, not a curated record. The coding region runs from base 21 to 569 and encodes 182 amino acids. The transcript has a single exon.
CCGAACACGAAGAUACAUAAAUGGACUGGAUGAAUAAAAACAACCAGCUUUACAUUUCUCUGGAUGCUUUUAAAAGGGUAAAGGUAAACAAUAAAUAUGGAAAACAACGAUCUAAGUAUCCACAAGAAGUGAAAAAAAGACAGCCACUUCAAGAUAAAACGAAUCAAACAGCACCAAUACAUCAAAACAAAGGUUAUCCAAACAUUCUACCGGAUGAAUUUUCAUAUAUCAAAACUCCAAAACGUAAAGGAUCAGCAAGGUCAUUCCAGGACAAGAGUUUUGUAGAUUUAGCACCGCUGGAUCCAGAUUUGUUAAGAAGCUUUCGACCUCUAGCAACGUCGACGCCCAAGAAAAAGGUUAAAACGAAGCCAGAGCAAGCAAGGAAUUUAAAAGAUCAGGAAGAAAGUGAAUUUGACGAGUUAGCAGAGUGGUUUCAAUCAGCUUCUAAUUUUGAACUCGACCUUUCUGAACCUUCUAGCCAGAAACAAUCAAACUUAAAUUGUCAAGAAGUCAUCUUAAACAAAUUUGCUCCUUUUGAAACAGAAACAGAUGAAAUUAUUUUGUUUUAAACUUUACAUCUAUGCACAUUGCAGCUUAUGGGCAAGAAAACUUAAUGUAUUCUGCAGGAGGAAAACAUUGUGUUGGUGUGUUUUCCUAAAGAAAAUAUCGAGUUGCUUUGAUGCAAGCAACUCCAAAUGAAAAUUACAAGGACAAG